AUGGAAAGAUCUUAUAAUGGGGCAGCUUUAGUUGCUUCUCCAGCUGGAGGUAUGGACAUUGAAACAGUUGCCGAAAAAUCCCCUCAUUUGUUGAAAACAGUUCCUAUCGAUAUUUAUGAAGGAGUCACUGAUAAAAUGGCUACAGAAAUUGCAGAAUUUUUAGACUUCAAAGGAGCAAUGGCAAAGAAGUGCGCAGAAGAGAUAAAAAAACUAUGGGACAUGUUUACAAAGGUUGAUGCUACACAACUUGAGAUAAAUCCUCUAGUUGAAACAGAUGAUGGUCGUGUUGUUGCAGUUGAUGCAAAAAUUAAUUUUGAUGACAAUGCUCAAUUUAGACAACAAGAGAUAUUUGCCCUUGGUGAUGAUUCAGGUGUAGAUCCAAGAGAAAGGGAGGCAGCAUCACUAAACUUAACUUACAUUGAUAUGGAUGGUAGCAUUGGAUGUAUGGUCAAUGGGGCAGGACUAGCGAUGGCUACUAUGGAUCUUAUUACAUUGAGUGGAGGCAGACCAGCAAACUUUUUAGAUCUUGGUGGCGGGGUAGGACAGGCUCAAGUGUCAGCUGCAUUACGAAUUUUGGAAUCAGAUCCUAAAGUGAAGGCAAUAUUUGUUAAUGUAUUUGCUGGCAUUGUAAACUGUGCAACAAUUGCUAAUGGAAUUGUGGCUGCAUGUAAAGAGAACCCACCAAAGUAUCCUCUUGUCAUAAGAUUGGAAGGUACUAAUUCUUCUAUGGCGAAAAAAAUCCUUGAAGGAUCUGGUUAUCCAUUUAAAAUAAUAAAUGAUGCUGAUAAGGCUGCCAAAACUGUAGUUGAAUUAGCACAA
Iphiclides podalirius (scarce swallowtail) is the source of this 819-nucleotide messenger RNA. The record is from the annotation of a GenBank genome assembly. Lineage: Eukaryota; Metazoa; Arthropoda; Insecta; Lepidoptera; Papilionidae.